AAGAAAAAUGGCGGUUGGAAAAAAUUUUUGACAUAACCUAUCAGCUGUCAAAUUUUAUUUAUAUUUAUUAAUUAAUAAUAAUAAUAAUUAUUAAGGAAUUUAUGAUGAUAAAUAAUUGAAAGAUUUUAAAAUGUCGAUUAAUUUGGACAUUAGAUUAAAAAGAGCCAGCAAAAUUUAUCAUGAAGAUGAAAUUGUUGCUGGAUUAAUUUUAUUGCAAACAAAUUCAGAUGUCAAACAUGAUGGAAUUUUUCUUACAAUGGAAGGUUCGGUUAAUUUGCAACUCAGCUCGAAAAAUGUCGGAAUCUUCGAUGCUUUUUAUAAUUCAGUAAAGCCGAUACAAUUAGUGCAGUACACUUUAGACGUAGUGCCAGCAGGUAAAAUACCAAGUGGAAAGACAGAAAUACCAUUCGAACUUCCUCUGAAACCCAGAGGAUCGAAAACUCUCUACGAAACUUACCACGGAGUGUUCGUUAAUAUCCAGUAUGUGAUAAAGUGCGAUAUCAAGAGAAGUUUUUUGGCCAAAGAUGUCAGUAAGUCCUUGGAAUUUAUGGUUGAAGAUAAAGCUAAAGCACCAGGCAAGGAAGUGAAGCAGCAGGAGCCUGUCAGACCAGUUAGUUUUAAAAUAAUGCCCGAGUCGUUGCAAAAUUUAAGAGACAAAACUAGUGUUCCACAAUUCAGCAUCUCUGGGCAAAUAGACAAAGUUAUUUGUCAAUUGUCUGAACCUCUUACUGGAGAAGUUGUUAUUGAGCAAACUGAAGCUCUUAUUAAAUCGAUCGAAUUGCAGCUGGUGAGAGUUGAGACUUGCGGAUGUGCUGAAGGCUACUCCAGAGAUGCCACUGAAAUACAAAAUAUACAAAUUGGAGAGGGAAAUGUUUGUACUGGUUUACCUAUACCUAUUUAUAUGAUUUUUCCGCGUUUAUUUACAUGCCCAACAUUAAGCACCAGUAAUUUUAAAAUUGAAUUUGAAGUUAAUCUUAUAGUCGUAUUCGAAGAUGAUUAUUUAGUAACGGAAAAUUUUCCUAUAAUAUUAAAUCGUCAUUAAACAUUUAUUUAAAAAAAAAUUUAUUAUAUUUAUAGACAUUAUUUAUUUGUAA
This is a messenger RNA of Microplitis mediator, 1094 nucleotides long. Its product is annotated as vacuolar protein sorting-associated protein 26C. The transcript is spliced from 5 exons. Bases 131 to 1042 code for a protein of 303 amino acids. Gene Ontology annotation, cellular component: endosome. Gene Ontology annotation, biological process: intracellular protein transport. Lineage: Eukaryota; Metazoa; Arthropoda; Insecta; Hymenoptera; Braconidae. The record is from RefSeq and is a predicted model, not a curated record.